AGUCAGACUUAAAAAGGGUUUUCUUUUAGUUCCAUAUAUAGUGAGUAUCUGAAUACACAAUUCCCAUUACCGAUUUCUUGAUUUUGCAAAACUUUUGAGCUUCCGUUUUAGUGCGCCAUUAUUCUUUCAGCAUUUCCUACUGACUUCCCUCUUCAAGUAACAUUCUUUUUGCGAACCCCAAAUGGAAGAAACACAAGGACACAAGUUUGUAUGCAAGUUUUGUGACAAGAGUUGUGAUAGUGGAAAGUCAUUGGGAGGUCACAUGAGGGGUCAUUCAGCAUUGAUUUCAGCUGCAAAGAAUCAGAAAGAAGAAGCUGAUAGCAAAAUGGGUUCUCAAGAAGAAGCUGCAAAUACCCAUGAUGAUUUGAGCAUUUCAGAGCAAUCUGAUGGAAGCAUGAAUCAAGAAAAGGACAAUAAUAUCAUCAUUGGUGAUGAUGGUGACUCAGUUGGUUACGGUUUAAGAGAGAAUCCAAGAAAAUCUUGGAGGGUUUCUGAUUUAAAGAUUUGUUCUUUGGAAACGACAAAUAUCUGUAAAGAAUGUGGCAAAGAAUUCCCCUCCAUGAAAGCUCUGGCAGGUCAUUUGCGGACUCAUUCGAAGAAAGGGAUGGAAAAAGGUCAUAUUUGCGAGAAAUGUGGAAAAGGGUUUGCUUCAAUGAGGGCCCUUUUUGGUCACAUGAAGGUUCACUCGAAAAGAUUAAGGGUUGAUAAUCAAGAUUCUGAAUCAAAACAGAGUUUGUCUGAUUUCGAUACUGUUUGCCCUAUUCGGAAGAAGAGAUCAAAGAUAAAAUAUAAGAUGGAUGCAAGUUCUUCUUUUUCCGGUUUGAAUGAAUCCUCUUCUGCAAUUAGUGAAGUUGAUGAAAUGGAAGAAGCUGCUAGGUGUUUGAUGAUGCUGUCAUCAGGUGUUACGGACUGGGAUGAAUACAUUUCGAUUUCAGAGAAUUCUAAAAAUGAAAAUGUCAUUCUUGAAAGUGAAUCAUUUCACUGUGCUAAGGGGAUUUCUGCUGAUGCUUUUACUGUAAAGCAUUUGUCUCAUACUGUCUUUUCUGAUUCUGGUUGUGCUGAUGGUUACAAAAAGAACUAUGAAAUCGCUGAGUUUUCAGACAGGUUGAUGUUGAUCAACACUGAGAUCACAAAGGUGUGCUACUCUACUGAAAUGCAAUUUGAGAAUGAUCCAAGCUCAUCAGUUGUAAUGCAGGAUCUUGCUUUUCUGAAUUCUUGUUCAGUCAAGAAUGCAGGGCUGAAUAUGGUCAAUUCUCAAAUUGGAGUAAUCAGGACAAGUCCUGAUCCUAUCAAAAGCAAGGUUCACAAGUGCCCAAUUUGCUCCAAAGUUUUCCCAUCCGGCCAAUCUUUGGGAGGCCACAAGAGGGCUCAUUACACUGGAUUCACUGAAAGCAAAACUAAAGAGACUCUGGUGAAAAAUUUGGAUGAUGUUGCUGAUAAUCAUAAAUCUUUUGAUCUGAAUAAUCCUGUUAUUGCUAUGGAUGGAGGGGAAAAAGAUGUUGAGCUCAAGCUUUGGUGGGUUGGAAGUGGUGACGCGCUGAUGAUGUCGAGUUGAGAUAAUUCAUUCUCAGUUUCUGCUCUAGAGGUUUAAGAAUCAGAUAAUUCAUGAUUCUUUUUCGUGCUUGAGUUUCAUCAUUGUAAAGAUAGUUUUCAGUCUUGGAAUACUUAAAACAGUUUGCUGCCUAAACCAUAAUGAGAAUGAGGCAUACAAAUUACAACAUUACUGGUUACUUUUUGUUCAUUGCAUUCUUGCAUUGGUAGUACAUAUUUUCCCAGCCCACAAUACACCUAUGCAUGUCUUAAUCCCAAGAGUUGGAUUUAAUCUGUUGAGUUGGUAAGAAACAUGUUGAGAUG
Solanum stenotomum is the source of this 1854-nucleotide messenger RNA. Its product is annotated as zinc finger protein ZAT9-like. The record is from RefSeq and is a predicted model, not a curated record. Lineage: Eukaryota; Viridiplantae; Streptophyta; Magnoliopsida; Solanales; Solanaceae. Bases 182 to 1555 code for a protein of 457 amino acids. The transcript has a single exon.